Physcomitrium patens is the source of this 3115-nucleotide messenger RNA. The record is from RefSeq and is a predicted model, not a curated record. NCBI's taxonomy places the organism in Eukaryota, Viridiplantae, Streptophyta, Bryopsida, Funariales, Funariaceae.
UGAUGGAGGAGCCUUACGCUACUGCAAUGACACAUGUGACGAUGCACGUAGUGCGGCACUUGGGUGGGCUUAUUUAGCUCAGCGUUGGUCGGCCAGCUUUCACGCCAGGGAUGUUGCUAUCGCUGCGGCUUCUGUGGGAUUUGUGCUUGUGAAGGUUGCAUUCCUGGACUCGGAGCUCGUAAACAUCACGCAGUUCUUUGUCACCCACGGGUUUCUCAGCACCUUCAACAGGAAACUCCUGCAGUCAUAGAAACGCUCGUGCGGCGGCUCUUCGGAAGUACAGAUGUAACUCAGACAUCAGGUUGACCUAUUGCAAGUCCUCCGACUUGGCAUGGCUGCGACGGGAUAACUGGCAAUGUCUCAACUCUGCAGAUCCUUAUCGGAAGGAGCGCUUGAUGCCUGAGUGUUUGUUAUCGGUCCUCUGACUUCAGGACCAUCAAGUAUGUCUGAGAGCAACGAUGCUCGUGAGGAUGUUCAGCGGAGCCUGGCGGCGGCUCCUCUUAGAAGUUCCUUGAGACCAAUUAAUGUGCCUCGGACCUCCAAUCUUGGGCCCGGCGCUGAUUCUCGGAUUCCUGACAAUAGUACACAAAAUCAGAAUGAGGCCCCAGGAUCAGAAUCCAACACGACGACGCGAGAUUUCAACAGCCCACUGAACUUAGAGCAUGCACCUCGCGAGACCGUGUCGUUUAAGGCUAGCAGGUUCAAGACGAACCCGCCGGAUUCAAGCGACUGUGCACCUCCGAGUGAACCGAAGGCCUUCGCUCGUUUACGUCAAUCCGAAGUCGGCAACCAAUCAGACUCUCCCAGAACCCCUAAUUCCGCAGCGUCUAAAGGCACUUAUGAUCUCUUCAAGACGCGAUCCAGGAAAUUUUCUGGUCCCCUGGAGAGAAUUGCGACGCCCCUCGACAGACAACUCACUCGGCUGAGAACACGACGACACCCUGCGGAGGAGGCUGGACCAGGCGCAGGAAGAUGCGAUUUCGUGGAUGUAGAAGCGCAAGAAGCUGCUGCGAAAGCGGCGCAGCGAGAAGAACUUCAAAAUCGAGCGCAGGAAGAGAAUGGCGGUGGAAUGGAGACAGCGUUGAGUGCGGGUCGUUACUUCGACGCUCUCACAGGGCCAGAGUUGGAGGAAGUGAAGGACAAAGAAAGCCUUCUUCUUCCCGAACACGAGUUGUGGCCAUUUCUGCUGCGAUUCCCCAUCGGAACCUUCGGAGUGGCGUUAGGUCUCGGGAGCCAAACCAUGCUAUGGAAGAACCUAGCAUUGGUGCCUCAGAUGACGUUUCUUCAGAUCCCCACGUGGAUCAAUUUGGUUUUGUGGUGUGUGGCGGUCCUCGCCUUGGUUGUUAUUCUCAUUUGCUACUUCCUGAAGAUACAGUUCUAUUUUGAAGCCGUUCGACGGGAAUACCAUCAUCCCGUCAGAGUGAAUUUCUUCUUCGCCCCUUGGAUCGCGUGCAUGUUUCUGGCCACCGGUGUGCCCCCUCAAAUUGCGACAACCAUCCAUCCGGCGGUGUGGUGCGUUUUCAUGUUCCCCGUUUUCUGCCUAGAGCUCAAAAUCUACGGGCAGUGGCUCUCCGGUGGCCAGCGGCGCCUCUCCAAAGUCGCGAACCCUUCGACCCAUCUUUCUGUCGUCGGAAAUUUUGUGGGUUCCAAUCUUGCAGCGAUUGUGGGAUGGAAGGAACCAGCGAUAUUCUUUUGGGCCGUGGGGUUGGCGCAUUAUAUUGUGCUCUUCGUCACCUUGUAUCAGCGACUGCCUACAAAUGAGACUUUGCCCACCGAUCUCCAUCCUGUUUUCUUCCUGUUCGUGGCUGCUCCCAGUGCGUCGAGUUUGGCGUGGAUGCGGAUCUCGGGUGAAUUCGACUACGUGUCCCGCAUUGUUUUCUUCAUCGCGUUGUUUCUCUAUACAUCCCUCAUUGUGCGCAUCAACUUCUUCCGCGGCUUCAAGUUUUCUAUCGCAUGGUGGGCGUACACGUUUCCAAUGACAGCGGCAGCCAUCGCUUCGAUCCAGUAUGCACAAGUGGCACCUUCGUGGAUAACUCGCAUUUUAGCAUUGGUGCUCUCGUUGAUAUCUUCCGCCAUGGUUUGCACCCUCUUCAUUUCAACCCUCCUCCAUAUGUUCUACUGGCGAUGCCUCUUCCCGAACGACUUAGCAAUCGCAAUCACUGCCCACAAACCCAAGACGUUCGUGCGCGUCAAGACUACCGGUGACGAUAAAGAUGACGGAUGUGGCUUGUACUCGCUUCAUCACUCGGAGCCAUUGUAUAAGAGCAUGCUGGAUGCGUACCACUCGUUUUUGGCAACUCGGGAGCGCAACGAGGCGAUGGUGUUGGAUCAAGGGCAGACUUCACCAACGCAUCAAGACUCAAGCACAUCAUCGAAUGGCUCCAUAAACGGCAACCUCAUCCGUCGUUCUCCCUCGCCGUAGUCUCUUUCUACGAUCAUCAAAACCAUUCUAUCUGUGCUCUCUAGGACUGUCAUACCGACUGGAUCAGAACCAACUUCUGAUUCUACCGCGAGAAGAAGCGGAUUCCACCAAGUGUACAGUAUACUUCGGCAACGCUCGCCUACAAGGAGAUUAUCACGCAACACUGUGACGUCGAAAACCGCCAUGCUUCAUUGCCAUUGUCUACAUUAGUGCUUUUGAUCGAGGAAGCUGAGAGCCCACCGCGUCAAUGCGGUGAGACACUGGGUCCAUCGCAAGUUGAAUUCUGGCAUCGCCAUGAGAACAUUUUUUUCUCCGCUUUCGGCAUUUCUCUUGCUAAUUUUGAUCAACAUAUUUUGUAUAUUAGGAUCUUUGCUGUGUUGGCCACAAGGGGUCAACAUAUUUUAACGAAGUGAGGCUCUGGUUUGUAUUCAUCUUCUAGCAAGUGUUGGCAUUAUGAGUUUCCAUUGUUGCUGUUUAGUAAGAUGCUUCGUUCUCUAAUUAGGCCAACUGCCUGGUGCCGUGUCAGUGUUGGUGAUUCGAUAAGACUGCACUUCUUAUUGAAGAAAACGCCUUUGUUUUUACUAAUAUUUAAAGAGCUGCUAAUUGUAGAAUAUUUUGGCUCAGAAUAAUGUAGACUCUACGUUAGACUUUUAAUGGUGGUAAACACAGAAUGAAUGUCUGGUUGUGGUUCCA